CAUCGAAACAUUGAACCUUUUUGGACUCUUUUCUUUUUAGUUCACUUAUUUGUUCUCACUUCCUUCGUUCAAGCCCAAUAUAAGACAUCCCGUGCUGCACCCGUCAGGUUCUUAUUUUGUUAGGAAUCAUGGUAAUUUGAUUCUUCCUUUUUAAAACUACGUGCCUAGUUCGAGCCUUACGCAGCCUAUAUGAACGGACACCUUUCUAGAUAAACAGAUUACCUAUUUGGGCUUGCCCAAUCCUGACAGAAGUCCCUAGGGACUCGGGCUGCGUCUAGAGAGUCUUCCGUGUUGGGCGACGUUAUAAGGGGGCAAAAAAGCGGUAUAUCUUGGAAUCUUCUUCGCUGUAUGGUGUCGAAUGCCAUAGUUGGUGACCCUUAUAUAGGGCAGCAGCAUGUUAUUUGUCCAUAUAGAUGCACAAGGUACCAAGUAAGGCAACCUGACGCACAGUAGAGAACGGGAAAGACCGAGGUGCAUCGAUCCCAUGGCCCGGGAAUAUGAGGACGUCGACGGCAGUGAGGAGAAAGACGACCUGGGUUUUCGUGAUGCGCCCGCAUUAACCCGCAAGCAUACCCGCAUCCUAGAUGCAUGCAAGCGGAGAGACAUCGACGAUCUUCAGGCCUUAGCCAUAUCGAGAGGUGGAUUCCUCACCGACGCCAUCCGUUGCCAAGCAUGGCCGAUAUUGCUGGGCCUUCACGUCGACCAGCGUGGGGAGCAGGAGGAAAGCUCCGAUCCGUGGGGAAAGCUAGAGCAGCAUCGAGACGAAGGUCAGGUCAAGCUGGACGUUGACCGAAGCUUCGUUUACUACCCAAAUGAUGAUACCCAGGCUCAACUCGACAAGAAGAAGUUGCAGCUCUCAGACCUUAUUACCGAGGUCCUCCGACGGCACCCGUACCUCUGCUACUUCCAAGGCUAUCACGACAUAUGUCAAGUCUUUCUACUGGUUCUCCCACCAACCACGCGGGCCGCAGCCGUUGCCCGCCUAUCCGCCCUGCGCAUUAGGGACUUUAUGCUACCAAGCCUGAACCCGUCUGUUGCGCAACUACGGCUGAUUCCAGACAUCCUUCGGGCAGCUGACCCAACACUGUGUGCCCAUGUAUCACGAACAGAGCCCUUUUUCGCGUUAUCAGAUACCUUGACUAUGUUCGCGCACAACGUGCGGCGGUACAGCGAUAUUGCGCGCCUGUUUGAUGCCCUACUAGCUCGCGAGCAGGCUUUUACGCUUUACGUCUUCGCACAAAUCGUCCUGCGCCGCCGGGACGAGCUUUUCCAACAGGACGAGCCUGACAUGCUACACUUUACCCUCUCGAAGUUGCCCGAUGACCUGGAUCUCGACGCCGUUAUUACCGAUGCCGCCACCCUAUUUGAUCGCCAUCCCCCAGAAUCUCUACGUAGCUGGCGCUCCAUCUCGAGUGCCAGCACUUUAAAGACCGCACGUGACGUAAGUGUAUGCGCCACGCAAACCCUGGAAGACGGACAUAAAUACUUCGAGAAACAGUGCCGCGAGCUCCAAUGGGCGCAGCGGCAAGAAGAGCUACUCCGGGCCGCGUGGGCCAACAGAACCUUGAUCUUAGCUGUAGUCAUCGGUGCCGGCGCCGUGUACUUCCGGAAAGCACCUAUAUGGUCGAGUCUCACCUCGUGGUCGAUCCCGAGCCAUUAUUUCUAGGAUAUUAGGAUGGUCGAACGACGACGAUACGGUGGAUGUCCCCAGUUUUGGUAUGUUUUUUUAGGGGUUACAUGAGAAGGUGUAUGAAUACAGGCUUAAUGAGUCCUUGAAUUGUAUGCAAACUGGACUAAAGGGUUGGGUUUCUAUUGAGGUAUGUGCUGCGGCUCGCAGCUUGGGAUGGGUGAUGAUAUUGGUGGAUAGGAGGUACACAUACACUGAAUUGGGGCAACCCGUCUACUCUCGGGACAUUGAGGAUCGUCUUUGGGGGCGAGAUGGAUGGAUGGAUGGGUGAAUAAAUGGUACGGUGGUACAAAAGCACAUGUAAUAGGACAAGCAAGCUGCAUACCUACAUUAGGCAGGUAUUCUUGGAAGUUAAAUAGACAGCUAGCUCUUAUUAAA
Molecule: messenger RNA, 2065 nt
Organism: Daldinia decipiens
Lineage: Eukaryota; Fungi; Ascomycota; Sordariomycetes; Xylariales; Hypoxylaceae
Product: rab-GTPase-TBC domain-containing protein
Exons: 3
Coding region: 485-1666 (393 amino acids)
Biological process (GO): positive regulation of GTPase activity; endoplasmic reticulum to Golgi vesicle-mediated transport
Cellular component (GO): endoplasmic reticulum membrane
Molecular function (GO): GTPase activator activity
Source: RefSeq, a predicted model, not a curated record